Molecule: messenger RNA, 933 nt
Organism: Ipomoea nil (Japanese morning glory)
Lineage: Eukaryota; Viridiplantae; Streptophyta; Magnoliopsida; Solanales; Convolvulaceae
Exons: 3
Coding region: 1-864 (287 amino acids)
Molecular function (GO): protein binding
Source: RefSeq, a predicted model, not a curated record
AUGGCUAGUUUACAUAUUUAUCGUCGAAGCAAAACCACAUCGGCUGCCAGAAAGGAUAUGAUAAGUCAGCUUCCAGACGAUGUAAAGGAAAAGAUUUUAGAGUGUUUGCCCACUCCAGACGCUGCUAGAACUGCUCUACUCUCGACUGACUGGAAAGAUGUUUGGUUGCGCCAUGGACGACUUGAUUUCAAUACCCAUUUCUUCAAAUGUCUUAGAAAAUGCGAAGGUGAUAAACGCGUGGCGCUCGUGAGCACCAUAAAUGACAUUCUCUUGCACCGUGCUGGUCAGGUGGUCGGAAAUUCCAUAUGGCUAGAGUUCUUCUCAUGGCUAAUUUUUGUUUCCUUUACUGUCUCAAAGAUUAAUGAUGUUGCAGUAGCCACACAGGCGUUCCCAACAGCAAGGAAUCUGCAAGUAAUCACGAUCUAUGAUUUGAACUUUGGUCGGGGGAAGCAGAUCACUAGUGCUUUGGAAUUGCUUCAGAGAUCCCCCAACCUAUGCGAACUGGAGAUUAUUAUAGAAACAGACACGCUGCCGAGUGGGUGGGAUGACACUGCUUUGAGACUUACGAGGGAUCCAGACAGUUGCUUUAUCAAUCAAGAUUUGAAGAUGCUUAAGACAAUAAAGAUUGAGUCCUUUAGUGGAUCCAUGGUAGAAAUGCAUUUUGUGAAAGCAUUGCUCUCAAAAUCCCCUACACUAGAGAAAAUUGUUAUCCAGGAAUCUGCUGAUAUUGAUGCUACUAUGGCAUUCAAAAUUCCAAGAGAGUUGUUGAGCUUUCCUCGUAUAUCUUCGAAAGCACAACUUGUAUUCAUGGAGUGCAAGCCUACUUAUAGCCUGGUUGCACCUCCAUGGACCAAAAAAAUGUGAUCAAUAAUGGUUGUGCUAAGCUAAGUGACAAUUUUUUGUAAGGCAAGGAUGGAAUUUUGUUUCCUAGGG